Messenger RNA from Neolamprologus brichardi, 2850 nucleotides. RefSeq names its product dual specificity testis-specific protein kinase 2-like. The record is from RefSeq and is a predicted model, not a curated record. Lineage: Eukaryota; Metazoa; Chordata; Actinopteri; Cichliformes; Cichlidae. Gene Ontology annotation, biological process: protein phosphorylation; positive regulation of stress fiber assembly; actin cytoskeleton organization. Gene Ontology annotation, cellular component: nucleus; cytoplasm. Gene Ontology annotation, molecular function: ATP binding; protein serine/threonine kinase activity.
AUGACAAAGAAUAAGUGCACCUAUGUAAGAACGAGCUUCUUCUCGGAGGUCUUCAAGGUGCAGCACAGGAUCACAGGGCAGGUGAUGGCACUGAAAAUGAACACGCUGGCUAGCAACAAAGCUAACAUGCUACGAGAAGUCCAGCUCAUGAACAGGCUGUGCCAUCCCAACAUUCUUAGGUUUCUCGGGGUUUGUGUGCAUGAAGGUCAGCUGCACGCUUUGACUGAGUACAUAAACGGGGGUAACCUGGAGCAGCUGUUGGACAGUGACCUGUAUCUGUCGUGGGGAGUCAGGAUGGCUCUGUCUCUGGAUAUCGCCCAAGGGCUGCAGUACCUGCACAGUAAGGGCAUAUUCCACAGGGACCUCACGUCCAAGAAUUGUCUGGUUCGCUGUGAAAAUGGCACGUUCACUGCUGUGGUGGGAGACUUUGGCCUGGCAGAGAAGAUCCCUGAUUACAGUGACGGUUCAGAGAAACAGCCUCUGGCCAUCGUGGGCUCUCCGUACUGGAUGGCCCCUGAGGUUCUGAGAGGAGAACUUUACAACGAGAAGGUGGAUGUGUUUGCUUAUGGCAUCAUCCUGUGUGAGAUCAUUGGCCGGAUUGAAGCUGAUCCUGAUUUUUUACCGAGGACAGAGGACUUUGGUUUGGAUGUGGAUGCGUUCGAGAACAUGGUCGGGGACUGCCCACCAGCAUUCUUUAAUCUCGCCGUGACCUGCUGUAACAUGAACGCAGAGAGUCGACCCUCGUUCUCUGACAUCGUCUUCAUGUUGGAGACCCUGGAGCGAGAGGAGCAGGGAGAGACGCCUGUUGCACUUGAGCCUGUGGCAGCAGACGUCAGCCCGUACCGAUGCCGAAGCUCUCCCUAUCACGCUGCGGACCACACUCAGCUAUGGCAAGGCUUGGCCAGGAGCCAGUCAGACACGAUACCUCCAGGAAGCCUGCCUUCUCCUUUACUCGGGACCCCAGCAAGGGUCAACCCGUUCUCUCUCAGACAGGACUUAAACGGAGGACGGUGCAAACUGUUGGACACUCCCAGCAAGUCCGUCAUCUCGCUGACCUUUACCCUACCUGCUCUUCCUGACAUGUGCACCUCCCCCCACCUUCUUAAAAAAGCGUCAGGGAUGAGAGUGCCUCCAAGAAGGUGCCAGUCUCUGCCCUGCACCCCAGAGCUCAGCCGGACUGUGGCUCCGCCCAGACACGCAGCGGGGGAGGAAGAAAAAAAGGACGAGGACGCUCGAGAGGCGGUCAUGAAGCACAGGACGUGGGAGGAUACGAAGGAUGACACAAUGAAGGGGACGAAGGUUUCAGAGAGAAUACAAGGAAGGCUGCAGGUUGACCAUGCAGACAUGAGACAUGAGCCAAGUGUGAGGAGAGAGUCUUUUGGAAAGGAAAUACAGGUGGCAGAGGAUCCUGGUUUUCCUGUAGAAUUGGAAAUGGUGUCUCUGGAGCGAUUGGAAGAGGAAGAUGACGAAGAAGAGAGCAUAAGUUUUACAGAACCCAUGGACUGCACCAAAUCUCCUGAGGCAACAGACAGUAUCGUGAACGCUACACCUGAAAGACCAUUGCUCACCUCUACCUCCUGCAACUCCGUACGGACCAAGGGCUGGCGGCUUCCCUUCUCAACGUCUGCCUUGCCUCCUCUGCCACGACUGAACAACAACAACGGCUCAGGCCUGGUAAUCAGUCAGCAAGUGCAGUGGGGUCGAGGAGGGUCAAGUGACUACAGUGGAGCCCUGUCCUCAGACCCAAGGGGGCCCUCUGAGCAGGAGGAGGCUAUUUCCUGUCCAGGCUGCUGCCUGGUAGGCCUGAGUUUCCCUUCGGUGUGCCUCCGUGGUUCAGCUGCCAUACCUGCCCCCCGCAGAAGGGCUUCGUUACCACGGCAGCGGCCCUACCGGAACCUCAACGGUACCAUAACUGGUGGCAGCGCUUCGUCGUCAGCAGUCGCAACCAAAACAUUACUGUGUCACAACACGAAUGGAUUAGUGGGGGCGGGGCCCUCUGUGUCGUGUGAGCCCGGCCGCUCCCUGCCAGAAGCCCAGUCGUAAGAAUCCUCGAAGGAGCUUGUUGUGGACAAAGGCAUAAACAAUAAAUGUAGUGGGUACUCAAUGCUUAAUACUGACUCUAGCAGCUGUGCAGUCACUGUAGCCUGUGCUAACAUACUGCUGAUUGGAGCGCCAUCUAUUGGGCUGGAGGAUUAAACAUAACUGUCACAGUGAGAAGCACGGUGGCGUAAAGGAAGUGGUGGUCAGGGUUCAGCUGCUUACUUUAUUACUUCCAACAUUGUAUGCUGAGCAGAUCUAUACAUCUAACCAGUCAGGGUUAACAUUACUGCCUCCCAUCUCCACUGAAGCAAACACGCUCUAUGUGGAACUGGUUUCCAGACAUGUGACAAAGAGGGGCAGGCCUGACUGAAUCCACUUGCCAACUGGGCAGUCAUUAGCCAAUGAGCUAAUCCUCCUUAUUGAAACGUGGCAUAAUCAUCUUACAAAACCGAUUCCAUUUUUUAUUCAGUAUGACGUCAAAUCGAGUGACUGAGCUCGGCAGCAAAGUGCCUCCAGAGGACUGGAAACCUUUUUUGCAACCACAGCUAUCAUCAUCGGUCCCUUGAGAUGAAUGCAGGUUUACAGGCACUUCCACAUUGGCUUCAUUUUUCCUAACAGGAAGCUACAUCCAUAUUUUAUACUGUGUCCUCAGUGAUGAGUGACGAGAGCUAAAUGGCUAAUUUAUUUAAAUUAUUUAUUUACAUCUCUGUAUAGACAAUUUCUAGAUGUUUUAGUUUUCACAAAGAUUGUGUCAAUAAUACAUUUGAAUUGGGAAAAAUCAGAGUUUCCUAAUAAAAUAAGUGUAAAUUA